UGUGUAACGCAAUUUCUGAGAAAUUGUAUUUUCGGUGACUCACAGAGGAAGCGAUAUCGGAGAUCAACCCUGUUCAAGACUGUCGCUUUUACUUCUUCACAGCAGUAAUGGAUAAAAAGAAACGGGUGCAUCUCUUCAACUGUGACAAAACUUACGAUCUACGCGUGGUAGAAGCUCUGCUUCGUUCUGUCGGAGAAAAGCUUCCCUUCACCAUUACGAUAUCAAAACAUUAUUUCAGUCUCAAAAACAUGUCUGAAAUAUGCGAGAACACCAUCUCUAGACUUACAAUAGAUUUCGCAUUUUUUGUCGUCCAUGCAAACGAAUCUCGGCUGUCAAUCAACGAAAGCGACGUGAACAUAGGAUAUACCAAGGUUUACAGAGCGUUACUAGAGGCCACUGGUGGCAAAGUUGUCGUGGUUAUUGGUGGAGAUAGCAACUACAAGGACGAAGCCGAGGAAAGGCAAAAUGUCUUGUCACGCUGGGCACUGAGGGUAGUAAGUCCACAGCUCAAAGAGGAGUUUCGUGACGGAAGAAAAAGCCUUGUGUUUUCUUGGAACCAAAAGCACAGAUCAAUCCACGAGGAAGCACUGCUGCAUUUCUUUGAUCCGAGCAAAGCAGGAUCCAAAUUUGUUCCUCAGUUGGGGAUGGCAGCGAGACCAAAAUCAGAUACAGCUUCGGCGUCUGUUGAAGAAUCGUUUGCCGAACUAGAAAUCGAUGGACGUCGGAGACAAGAAGAAAUCGCGAGCACAACGGCUGCAAAACCACGCGGAACUGCAGAUUUAAUGAUCCUCUGUAGUGACGAGGCUACCGCCACAGUUGUCAGCCACAUGUACUCUCUACCGAGCAUGCGUCCCCCUCCGGAUGUGUGUAUUGGAAGCCCAACAGAGCUGAAGCUGCAUCUGCAAGUACAAUCGGUAACAAUGUGUGCUCUUGGACUGUUGGCGAGUGAUCUGAAAGAGGCUACCCUGAGAAACAACUGGGAGAGGUCAGCUAUCGCAGAUCUGUUGAUGGAGGCUCAAAAAGUAGCAGAAAAAAGAGUUAUCGUCAUUAUUUGCUCAGACAGAAAUUUGAAAGAAUUGGCAUUAUCACAGAGUGAAGAAAUCGAUAUCACCAACAAAGUAGAGUUGAUUCUUAAGCAAAAAGGCGUCAUUCUUUGGUGGAGAGGAAAAAUUCGGGAGAAUGAAUCCAGUGCCAGUGAUGCUGCUACGCCUGAAUGGCAGUACGUUUCAUUUCCAGCAAUGGAUCCGAACGGAGAUCAACAAAGCGACACCCCCAAGAAGGCACUGAUGCUGAAGACAGUCAUCCGUUAUGGCGCCAUCUCAUAUAAAGAAAGUGAUGUGGUGGAGAGGAAAGAGGGCUGGGAACCACCAUCUCAAUUAGCGUCAGAUUUGCUUCAGAAAUGGAAGGAUGUGCCCAGAGCUAAAUUGGAGAUCCAUUCUGAGAAAGACCCUGGCCAUUUGCACGUGGUCGUCAGAGAUUCCUUAGCCUCCGGGUUGAUGGGUUACGUGAAAUCGUUCAGCGCAUGAAAGCCUUCUUGUGAUAAAGGCGGUGAAAUAACGUACCGUUAACUACCUUGCUUGGACAGGCGCACAGAAGUUCGCAAGUUGAAGAAGUACUGAAGUUUGACGUUUUAAAGUGAACAUAUAUAUACAAUUAUAUUGCUGUCGCAGUAUAUAGCUUAUAAUCACCUUUAAGUUAAGUAGACACGUGUAAAAUCACAGGUAAAAACUAAAACAGAGAACCGGUCAAGCUGUAUAGACUGCAUGCUUAAUACUGAAAAAGAAAUCAGUUUCGAAAGUAAAUGAACUCGACUGUCGACAAACUCCUGAACAGAAUAAACUCAGAGAGCAGUAGUUAACUCCAGCUAUUGGACCAACAACUAAAUGAAGCCUCGUGCUCUCGUUUGCCGACAAAAUUAUUGAAAAGUAUACAGGAGGAGAUUUUAACAUAAGGGGGAGUAGGGGGGCGGGGGGGGGGGGCUUAUUAUUAGUUAAGACGCUGGAUUUGUAGUACGAAGGUCCGGGUUUCAAAUCCUCCUCCCUGCCACUAGAUGGAUUUGUGUUUGGUAGUCCCAAAUUCAACUCGUCCACGUCUUGUAAAUAGCCAACUGGUCGGCCUCCAACCAGUUGUGAUUUUAACAAGUUUUCAUUUCUAUUUACAGUGCCUGUUUCUCGAUUUAAUGUGUUCCUUAUUAGCACAGCAGUGCUUAAUACCAUGA
Messenger RNA from Orbicella faveolata, 2218 nucleotides. RefSeq lists its product as uncharacterized. The record is from RefSeq and is a predicted model, not a curated record. Lineage: Eukaryota; Metazoa; Cnidaria; Anthozoa; Scleractinia; Merulinidae.